CACUCGCUGGAGACCCUGCGCAGGCGCACAGCGGCCGGCGGGGCUACGGCGGUGCGGUCUCGCGCCACCUCCAACCCGAGGGCAGCACCUGUUGCCUCGGAGGAGCUGCCAGCGCCCUCCCUCCUCCUCCGCCGGGCGCGGGACCUCUAUUUAUAUCGCUCAGCGGGUACAGGCCCAUAUUGGGCAGUGCCAUCAGUCAGGCCGCCUGGCCACCCUAUGACCCGGGAGCGUCCAGGCCAGGUCGUGGAGCCAUCGCGGGGCCCCUGCGGAGCAAGUGGGGCUGCGCCCGGAACCAGGCGACACCUCCAAAUGUUUCCUGACAUCUCUGUAGCUUCGUGAGUAAUCAGACAUGCAAAUAGCCCCUCAGAAAUCAAGCUAAACUUAAAGAAGACUUAUUUGGAAACUUUGGAGAGUAGAUCAUGGAGUGCAAGAUGGAGGGAAAAGAAAAAUACCGACAUAGCUUGAAUUUACUGAAUCAAAUUAAGAACAUGAAAGAAUUAGCAGAAAUGAUUGAUGUGGUACUCAUAGCAGAAGAAGAGAAAUUUCCUUGCCACAGACUGGUCCUGGCUGCAUUUAGUCCUUAUUUCAAAGCUAUGUUCACCUGUGGACUACUUGAAUGUAAUCAAAGGGAAGUCAUACUUUAUGACAUCACAGCAGAAAGUGUGGCAGUGUUAUUAAAUUACAUGUACAAUGCAGCUUUGGAUAUCAAUAAUGCCAAUGUACAGACUGUAGCUAUGGCUGCCUAUUUUAUGCAGAUGGAAGAAGUCUUCAGUGUGUGUCAAAAAUAUAUGAUGGACCACAUGGAUGCUUCGAACUGUUUAGGUAUCUAUUAUUUUGCAAAGCAGAUUGGAGCUGAAGAUUUAUCUGAUCAAUCAAAGAAAUAUUUAUAUCAGCACUUUGCUGAGGUGAGCUUACAUGAAGAAAUACUAGAAAUUGAAGUGCACCAAUUUUUGACACUUAUUAAAUCAGAUGAUCUCAACAUAUCCAGAGAAGAGAGCAUUCUGGACUUAGUUCUGAGAUGGGUAAAUCAUAACAAAGAAUUGCGUACAGAGCAUCUUGUUGAGCUUUUGAAGCAAGUCAGAUUGGAACUUGUAAAUCCUUCUUUUUUAAGACAAGCCUUAAGAAGGAACACAAUGCUUCUGUGUGAUGCAGAUUGCGUUGACAUAAUUCAAAAUGCAUUCAAAGCCAUCAAGACACCCCAACAGCACUCUCUAAAUCUGCGCUAUGGCAUGGAGACUACCAGUCUUCUGCUUUGCAUUGGCAACAAUUCUUCAGGAAUCAGAUCAAGACAUAGGAGCUAUGGGGAUGCCAGUUUUUGUUAUGAUCCUAUAUCACGGAAAACCUAUUUCAUCUCAUCUCCCAAGUAUGGAGAGGGUUUAGGAACUGUGUGUACUGGUGUUGUCAUGGAAGAUAACACUAUAAUUGUGGCUGGAGAAGCAAGUGCCUCUAAACUCUCUAGACAAAAGAACAAGAAUGUCGAAAUUUAUAGGUAUCAUGAUAGAGGAAACCAGUUUUGGGAAAAGUUAUGUACAGCUGAAUUUCGAGAACUCUAUGCUCUGGGCAGUAUUCAUAAUGACCUCUAUGUUAUAGGAGGACAGAUGAAAAUUAAAAACCAGUAUCUUAUUACAAACUAUGUUGAUAAGUACUCUGUAGAACGGGACAAUUGGAAAAGGGUGUCUCCCCUUCCACUGCAAUUGGCAUGUCAUGCUGUAGUGACAGUGAAUAAUAAACUUUAUGUGAUUGGAGGCUGGACCCCUCAGAUGGAUCUUCCUGAUGAAGAACCUGAUCGAUUAAGCAACAAACUGUUGCAGUAUGACCCCAGCCAAGAUCAAUGGAGUGUGCGGGCACCCAUGAAGUACUCUAAGUACCGAUUCAGUACAGCUGUAGUCAACAGUGAGAUUUAUGUUCUGGGUGGCAUUGGCUGUGUAGGUCGAGACAAGGGCCAGGUCCGAAAAUGCCUUGACGUGGUGGAGAUCUACAACCCAGAUGGGGACUUUUGGCGAGAGGGCCCUCUCAUGCCAAGUCCCCUCCUCUCACUCCGCACCAAUUCCACCAAUGCAGGGGCAGUGGAUGGGAAACUCUAUGUCUGCGGGGGAUUCCAUGGAGCAGAUCGCCAUGAGGUUAUCUCCAAAGAAAUAUUGGAGCUCGACCCAUGGGAAAACCAGUGGAAUGUUGUAGCCAUCAAUGUCCUCAUGCAUGACAGCUAUGAUGUCUGCCUGGUGGCCAGGAUGAAUCCCCGAGACCUCAUCCCCCCACCUUCAGAUUUGGUGGAAGAAGACAAUGAGCACUGAGUGACCUUGCCGGAGGACCUCCCACUGUGUCUGCACACAAGGCCUUCAGAACGGAGGGGACCCACAGCAUCUCUGUCAUUGCAGACAUGUGCAUUGCAUGCGUAGUGGCCUGUGUGUGAAGAAGCAGUGUGUGCUUGGCACUGGGCAGGGAGCAUGGGGAGUCUCCCUUCAGGGACUUCCAGGUCUGAUAGGAUAAAUAAGACACUACAAGGUAGUGGUGAUGAUGGCCACAGGAGGGACACAGGGCAACAGGAGGGCAGAAGAUGGAGGGUCUCACUCUGCUGGGGAUUCAUGAACAGCAUUGCCAAAGAGCAGACCUUUUAUUGGUGGUACAGUCAAUGAUGAGCUGUACAGUCAUGGGUACAGUCAAUGAUCAGUUCAUGGAAACAGCCGAGCAAGGGCCCAGAGGUAGAAGGCUUGUGCCUGUCUCCAGCAUCCUGGCUGGGCCAGAUAGCCUGGGACACAGGGUUUGCUCCCAAGGCUGGAAAAGUAGGUUGUAGCUAAAUGACCAACCCCUGACAGAAUGAGGAGUUGGACCUGGUUUGUAAGCCAGGGAAUUGCCUUAAAACAGUGAUGUUAAGGGAGACUGCUCUCUGUGCUCUGUUCCAGCUUCAGUCUUAUAAACAUUGGCCAUUCUUCUUCAGAAUCCCCUUCUACUCAAGCAACAUCACCCAGCAGCAGGGCUAGCUAUGGCUACCAGCCCCUAACAGCCAAGGCACUCAAGCCAGACCACAGUGAGCAGAGAAUCCUGCCCUGGGUUGAGUCUGUCUGAGACAGGGAUGUGGGGUUCUGCAGCCUGGUCUACUCCAAGGCUGACAAGGAGUGUCCUGGACUAGGCUUGCCCAGGGUGCCUUUGCCCACCUCUCAGACACACAAGACCUUCUGCAGGGCAGUUCUGGCUGAACAGGACUGGCCCAAGCCACUCAAGCAGGCUCUAGCUGAGGAUAGGGAAAGCAGCAUCUCUUCCAGCUGCUGCCACCCCUGUGACCUGGCCUUUGCAGUAAAGAUGGAGCCAUCCACUUCAGCCCACAAUUGAGUACAAUCAAAAGACCGUCACUCCCGAAAUGUAUGUUAGAAAUGACAUUUAAAUGACACAUGGGAAGUCCGUCUAUCUUACUUCCUGUCUCAAAUUCUGGAAGCACAGUGGAUUCAAUGAGUGCAUCUGCAUAGCUGUUCUUCAGCAACAUCUCCUAAGAGUUUCACAUUGCACAAGGCUCUUUUGGAAGCAGGAGUGGUCAGUAAAUUCAGAGGGAGACAAACUGUAAGUAGAGACAGCUUUCUUUGGUGCUGAGCUAUGUGACUGUGAUGACUGCUAGCUUGUGUCCCCAGGUUCCAGCUGCCAACCAGGCAGGACAGGCAGGUCUUGCCAAAACUGGAGCCUAUUGGAAAUCUAUUUCUGCCACCAAGGAGAGAGACCAGGAGACCCAGUGUAGGUUGGCCCCAAGUAGGCUCGACUCUAGGAGGGUGGGGGCCUUGCCUUUCUCUUCGCACCUGCACCCUAAGUGCACACGCAGUACCUGGCAUGUGGAUGACCUUUGGGUAGCCGGCAUGGGGCAGUGUUUCUCAACCAGAGGGCCUGAUCCCUGAGCAUGUCCAGAAAUCUGAGUUAGUGAGCUUACUCUUUCCCCAGGAGAUGGUCAUGAUCUGUGCGUUCUUUUUCUUGCUGCAAAGAUGUUCCUCCAAGCUGCUGUGUUGGCUGUCGGUUCCAGGGUGGAGGGCAGCCUCCGCAGGGCCUCUACUUCCUGUAUUCCUCUUCACAGAGUCACUUUGCCUACUCUACCUGCUUGAACAGUCCAGAAAGCUGCUGUGUCUCCCUGGUUCAAGAAGGCCUUGUUGGCGUGGCAUGGCAUAUCUUCUAGAUGCUUUGGGUUCAAGAUCUGGGCUCCAGCACCAGCUCUGCUACUUAGCUAACCAUGUGAGCUCAGGCAAGAUGACCUUUCUAAAGCCUCGUUUUCCUCAUAUGCAGAGUGGGAAGGAAAAUAUUAAUACAUACUUUAUAGGGCUGAUGUGAGGAUUGAGUAAGUGCUGAGCAAAGUGCCUGUGAAAUCCUGAAAUAAUAAGCAUGCUUUAGCUGCCAUUAUUAUCAUCACAAUCAGCACUUCCCAAAGCAAGGUGCCCAAAACAGACCCAGUGCUUUAAUGCAGUCCCUUGGGAUUUUAGGGGCAGAUGUGCAUAUGGCUUGAGAUGGUUCUUAAUUUCCCAUACCUUGCUGCUUGGCUUCUCCAGUUGGCAGCUAAGAGUCAAGCAAGGGUUUACUCAGAUCUCAGGCCCCCGAUGCCCUGGAUGGACACAUGGCAGCUCAGCAGAGGCACCUGAGGGUCGCACUAGGUGAGACUAUCACCCACCUGUG
Cebus imitator (Panamanian white-faced capuchin) is the source of this 4641-nucleotide messenger RNA. RefSeq names its product kelch repeat and BTB domain containing 12 (gene KBTBD12). The record is from RefSeq and is a predicted model, not a curated record. The transcript has 6 exons. Gene Ontology annotation, molecular function: protein binding. NCBI's taxonomy places the organism in Eukaryota, Metazoa, Chordata, Mammalia, Primates, Cebidae. The coding region runs from base 420 to 2291 and encodes 623 amino acids.